This is a messenger RNA of Etheostoma cragini (Arkansas darter), 2563 nucleotides long. RefSeq names its product 3-hydroxyisobutyrate dehydrogenase a (gene hibadha). Gene Ontology annotation, cellular component: mitochondrion. NCBI's taxonomy places the organism in Eukaryota, Metazoa, Chordata, Actinopteri, Perciformes, Percidae. The coding region runs from base 90 to 1079 and encodes 329 amino acids. Gene Ontology annotation, molecular function: NAD binding; 3-hydroxyisobutyrate dehydrogenase activity; NADP binding. The record is from RefSeq and is a predicted model, not a curated record. The transcript has 8 exons. Gene Ontology annotation, biological process: L-valine catabolic process.
GGCGGAAAUCACAGUUAAUCAUAACAGUCCAGUUGGGCUUUCCUGGUUUGACAGCUUUCACUGUACGCCGAGGUCAAGGGGAAAGUAGCAUGGCUGCGUUGUUCAGAGGGUCGCGAAAUAUAUUGUUAAGGUGGAAUAAACAUGUCGACCUUGCUUUCGUUUCAACGCGAUCAAUGGCCUCAAAAACACCAGUGGGGUUUGUUGGUCUGGGAAACAUGGGCAGUCCCAUGGCCAAAAACCUGUUAAAAAAUGGUUAUCCCGUUAUUGCCACUGAUGUCUUCCCUGAGUCUUGCAAGGAGCUGCAGGAUAUUGGUGCCCAGGUAGUAGACUCUCCAGCAGAUGUGGCGGAGAAAGCAGACCGCAUCCUCACAAUGCUACCCUCCAGUCCCAACGUCAUUGAAGUAUACACAGGCCCAAAUGGCAUUCUCAAAAAGGUGAAGAAGGGAACACUGUUAAUUGACUCCUCCACCAUCGACCCUGCCGUCUCAAGAGAGAUGGCAGUCGCUGCAGAGAAGAUGGGUGCAGUGUUCAUGGAUGCUCCAGUCUCAGGAGGUGUCGGGGCUGCCAGUUUGGCCAAACUAACCUUCAUGGUAGGUGGAGUGAAGGAGGAAUACAACGCUGCGCAAGAGCUGCUCACCUGCAUGGGAGCCAAUUCUGUCUACUGUGGACAGGUUGGCACUGGACAGGCAGCUAAGAUCUGCAACAACAUGCUCCUGGCCAUUGGAAUGAUUGGGACCGCAGAGACCAUGAACCUCGGCAUCAGACUUGGUUUGGAUCCCAAGCUGCUGGCAAAAAUCCUCAACAUGUCCUCAGGUCGUUGCUGGUCCAGCGACACGUAUAAUCCAGUCCCCGGCGUCAUGGAGGGCGUCCCCUCUGCCAACAACUACCAGGGUGGCUUUGGAACCACACUAAUGGCCAAGGAUCUUGGUUUGGCUCAAAACACUGCCACCGAUACCAAGACACCCAUCCCUCUGGGUUCCCUCGCCCACCAGAUCUUCCGAGUCAUGUGCUCCCGCGGCUACGCUAACAAGGACUUCUCAUCCGUCUUCCAAUUCCUACGUGAAGAGGAAGGACAGUGAAUGGAGGGGGAGCACAGUUGAAUGGGAUCUUACCAUACAUAAACACACACACACACACACAUACAUACACACACACACACACACACACAUACUACAACUAUACAUCCCAGUGCCCCUUAUCCUACUAUGCUCAGGAGAGACUAAGGCCUUGCCCUCAGGCACAGAUCUAUCGUCCAAUUAACAUACUUUAUGUCGACACAUGUCCCCUCAUAGCAUUAGCUGAAUCCUAUUUUCAGUUCACGGCUCCCUCUCAGCAACGGGGAAAUGCUAAACCUGACCUUAGAUCUAGUAUCUCUUCUCAGUCCAAGAGGCCAGAGUGGAAAAUGAGAGGUGGGAUGAGGCACUACAGGUUAUAUGUACCAGUGCAAAUAAUAUAUGGUUUUUCAGGUUGUUGAGUAAUAACUGCAUGAUUGCUCAAAGUUUAAGUACGCUUUUUUCAGGUUUGUGCUUCUUGCCUGUUACCCAACUGACUCAGUCCUGUUCCUGUUAAAUGAAAGAGGACAGAAAAGAAAAGCAGUAUUAUCAGUAUAGUCAACAGUAUUGACUUGUUUGCCACCAUCUGUGUUUUCGUUGGCCCAAUUACAUACAAGUCUAUGCAAAGACACAAAUACACUUGAAUUUUGCGGCAUGAAUGACGCAAAUUACGCGACCCAAAUGAUGCGAAGCAGUGAGUGAGUUGAAUGCGCCAUAAGGAUUUGCAUAGGGGUGGAAAUUUCAGUGAGACAGAGCCAGAGUUAAUGUUACCUUUACUCUCCUGGAGAAAAAGGCCCAUGUUCACAGCACUGCCUCUAAGGUAACCAAAAGUAGCCACACUGUGGGCUCAAAGUUCACUUGUUUUGUUACAUUUGUCUGUUUUGGGCCACAUUCAGAGUCAUUCAGUCACCUACUGUCGUCGCCCGAGUCGUCCUGCCAGCAUACAUACUUUCAUUCCCUGGAUCGACAACUUGAGCUCCUUUAAACACUGUGAUACAAACUGUAUAUCUGGUUAUUUUUGCACUGUGUGCAUCAUAGUAAGAUGUGCCGGAUCAUUUUGAUACAGUUACAGAAUCUCUUUGAACUUACCUCUCUUUUCAACUAUCUACAUCUGCGCAUUGAGCCACUGGAGUAUUAUGUCUUGACCAACACUGUUAGAAUUUUUUACGGUUCACUACAAAAUGUUGUUUUCAUUGUCUAGCACUUUCUCUUGCCGGGAUUGAUUUUAAUUAAAGUCAAUCCUCACGUAUUUCUCCUCUCUCUCGGUCUCUGUCUCUCUCUAUCAACGUGUACAACAUCUGUGUAAAGUGUAAACGAGGAACGGUUCCUCCCUGCCCUGCGCAAAUGUACAUAAUGUAUAUUUCAUAUUCUUGCGUAGUAUUGAAAUAAUGAAUCUCAAUGAACGUUCACUUUUUGUAGUAAAAAUCAUUAAUAGUGUCUACAGUUUGUCUUUGCUCUGUGAAACGGAUCCUCAGUCACACUGUAGCCUAAAAUAAAAGAUGUUCUGUGUA